Thlaspi arvense is the source of this 375-nucleotide messenger RNA. NCBI's taxonomy places the organism in Eukaryota, Viridiplantae, Streptophyta, Magnoliopsida, Brassicales, Brassicaceae. The record is from the annotation of a GenBank genome assembly.
GGUGAUAGAAUUCCUGCAACAAUUGAAAAGGAGCACGUCAAACCUUUUGCUAACGAAAUCACCGAGGGCCGGGUUGUGUUUAUUAACACUUUCAAGGUUGCUGAAUUACAAGGUGACUAUCGGACCACUAGGUCACACUACAAGAUACUUUUUUAUUUGACUACGAGUGUUGAGAAGUUUUCUGAUUUUCUAGUGAAUGUGAAAGAGCUAUCUUUCAAAAGAUUAACAAUAGUUUUAUCACACGAUUAUGAUCGUCGAUAUUUAUUUGAUGUGAUUGGUCAGAUUGUGGAUGUGAGUAAUAUCCAAGAAACCAAGAACCAAGGAAUAUCCAGAUCAAUGCUUAAAAUUAGGCAUGGAAAUACCGAAUUUGUCUAA